CACAGAGACCAGCAAAGAGAGGACUCACAAAGGACUUAACCUGUCUGAAGGAUUUUAUGAAUGAUCCCAAAAGAGAAGAACCUCUAGUUGGUUUAGAACAUGUGGUUGAAAUCAGAUUUGAAGGAAGAAAAGAGCCACAUUAUGAGUGCAGGCUGUGUGGGUUUCAUACAGAGAUGGCACCUAUGAUAGAACAUCUCAGUGGAUAUAAACACAGAAGAGCAUACAUCUCUAAAGAAUUUCCAGAUAAAAUGAAGAGAAAGACAACAGAUGUAAAAGAAUGUAAAGUCUCAUUCCUCAGACGGAUAGCAGGAGAGCUGGAAAAGACUGAAGGAUUAAAAAUGUAUAAGAUUGAAGGUUACGUAAGACCAAGUACAUCAUCUCCAGCAAAGAAGAAAGCAAGGUGGGAAGAUGAUUGUAAGCGUGAGAACGAUCCUGUUCGGAAACAGAAAGCUCUGGAGUUCUUGGAGACUUUCCACAUCACCUCAGACUCAGAAGCAACGCUUAUUGUUCGUAUUACACAGGAACUCACAGAAGCUUUGAAGGCCUUUUGUGAAAAGAAAGCAGCAACUGGAAGUCCCGCCAGUGGUAUCCGUGAAUGGCUGAGACUCUUCAGCCAAUCUGCUUCUGGUGGUAAUUCAGCUGGUGGAGCCUCCUCCUACGAGACGAGUCCAGUGAGCGAGUACUCAGCAGAAGGAAGAGGUGGCUCGAGGUGGAACGAGGACUCGAGGUGGAACCAGGACUUGCGGUGGAGCGAGGACUCGAGGUGGAACCUGGACUCUAGGUGUCAAGGAUUCAGGCAUCAGAAGUCAGGGUAUAAGAGUGACUGGAGUUCACAUCAGUACUCAUUUUCUAGCAGUGGUUCAUACAGAAGUUACCAGCAGUUCAGAAGCUCGGAUAAGAUGUCUGAUGAAGAUGCUGUUGGUCUUACUCCUAACGUUGUGAAUAGAGUACAAGGAAAGGAUACACCUACAAUGACCAGGAUGCUCAAACAGUUGGCUCCGUAUUAUCCAGCACUUCAAAAAAUAAAUAUUCAGACUUUGGUCAAUGUGCUGGUAGAGACUAGAGGAAAAGACUGA
This is a messenger RNA of Merops nubicus (carmine bee-eater), 1076 nucleotides long. RefSeq lists its product as uncharacterized. Gene Ontology annotation, molecular function: single-stranded RNA binding; double-stranded RNA binding. Gene Ontology annotation, cellular component: precatalytic spliceosome. Bases 57 to 1076 code for a protein of 339 amino acids. The record is from RefSeq and is a predicted model, not a curated record. The transcript has 12 exons. NCBI's taxonomy places the organism in Eukaryota, Metazoa, Chordata, Aves, Coraciiformes, Meropidae.